ACGGACGAUAGUGGUUACUUAAAAACAAUUAAUUAUUGAAUCAGACUCUUCUAAAGUUAUUUAAACUAAAAUAUUUCUGUUUAUCCAUCGGACCUGAAAAAUCGUUUUAUCGUCCCUAUUUAUUCGAACUUAGACAAUAGAAAUUAAAACUAGUCCAUAGGCUUACUGUUAAAGUAAUAGUGUAGUAUAGGGCUCAGUAAUCGGCGAAAAGUAAAGUUGAAAAGUACCUAACCUAGGCUGAAUUGAUACAGGCUAACGUAUGCAGCUUAUUGUAGCCUAAGAAUUAAGAAGAUUUAUUAAUAAGUUUAUCGUUAUUCAUCGUGUUAGUUAGACGUCACCAGCUGGGUGUCGUCGGCUACACACGUUGUUAGACGUCAUUUUUCAGUUUUUGUUUUUGUGUCGUCAUGUCCCUACAAACAAAAGUUUGGUCUUUGUUGAAUGUCCUGCUCCGAGUUCCUCCCGUUUUUAUUAUGGAUGCCUUACUGAAUGCUCGCUUGGGACUUUCACCUUACAAACCUGAAAAAGAUGACUACCAGGGGAUGGUAUCUGACAACUCGGCAGAAGAUCAAGAUGUCAUUGAUAACGAUGGAUCUGUAUUGACUUGGUUUUUCCUUUAUUCUUCAGGUUUCUGUGCUGCAUUUUUCAUGUUUCUUCUGAACACCAAGCAAUUGCUCUCAGUUUACUUAUGGUUAGCAUCGAUUGGAGUCAUCUUGUGGUCAUACAUUGGCAAUGAAGAGUACAUGAAGUAUGCAAUUGGUCUCAGAGAAAAAAGCAGUAAUGUUGGUUAUGAACUUUUAAUCUUAAACCUUCAGGCUUUUCUGAAGUUUGGUGGAAACUACUUGCUGCAAGUUUUUUUGGCCAUGGUAUUCUGCUUCUCUAAUAGCUCUUUUCAGAAUAUCCCACCUAAAAGAAUAGUUGGACUGUCCUUCAUAGGACCUACAAUAAUCAGUCUCUUACCUUUCCCUGCGUCUGUUCUGCAAUGCACGCCACUGUUUUCAUCUGCUGUAGCAUUUUUCUACAUUUUCAUAUCCUUGUUGAGUCACGGAAGACUGAUCAUUGAAGCUCUCAUCAGUGGGUUUCAGUGGUGUAAUGACGUGAUCAAACAUUACGGCUUAUACAUGUUGCUCGAGAACCAGUGGUUAAGAUUGCAAGUUCCGCAGGUUUUAAGAGUCUUCUGGCUAACCAGGGUAACAGAACAAGCAGUGUUACUCUUGGCAGACACUUUCCACGGGACUAAUGCCACUGGUGGUGUGCUUAGCAUGUUAUUUGACAAUUCCUACAUCAUUACAAAAGAGCUGCUGAUUCGAGGAUGUGAAACCCUUGUGGCAGUUCUAGGAAUGACAAGUGUGGUUUCUUCUCUUUCUCAUUAUAUUGGAUACAGCAUGCAGUGUUUCUUACAUCUCGAAGAUCCAGAAGAUAGGAGUAUUGGAACUGUAUCUGCCAUUCUCUUUUUCAUUCUUGCAUUACAAACAGGUCUAACAGGAAUGGAACCAGAAAAGAGAUUCCUGCGGCUUUACCGGAACAUAUGCCUUCUCUUUACUGCAAUUAUGCACUUUGUUCACAACAUGGUUAACCCUCUUCUUCUCUCAUUGAGUGCCUCCAAAAAUACAUCCUACAACAAGCAUGGUCGUGCUCUCACUGUUUGUGCCUUUCUCAUUGUUUUCCCUUGCUGGUUUCUUGCUUAUCUGUGGAGCAAACACACUGUAAGCACGUGGCUUCUCGCUGUCUCUGCAUUUAGUAUUGAAGUUGUGAUUAAAGUUGUCAUUUCUCUCUUGGUCUAUUUACUCUUCAUGAUUGAUGCUUACCGAAACACGUUCUGGGAGAAACUAGACGAUUAUGUCUACUACAUACGUGCAACUGGUAACACCAUAGAGUUCAUUUUUGGUAUUUUUCUUUUCUUCAAUGGUGCGUGGAUACUACUGUUUGAGUCAGGUGGUACGAUCAGAGCUUGUAUGAUGUGCAUUCAUGCUUAUUUCAACAUAUGGCUGCAGGCAAAAUCUGGGUGGAAGGUUUUCAUGAAACGGCAGUCCGCUGUAAAGAAGAUUAAUUCCUUGCCAGAAGCCUCAGAAGACCAACUGAAAAACUUUGAUGAUGUUUGUGCUAUCUGCUACCAGGAACUAAAUAACGCUAGAAUAACUCGGUGUAACCACUACUUUCAUGGUGUUUGCUUACGAAAAUGGCUGUAUUUACAGGAUAUAUGUCCACUGUGUCACAAAACCUUAUACAAUCUAGAAUUUGAAGAAUCUCACCCAGAAAAUGAGAAUGAAAACCCUGUUGUAGAAAAUGAAAUAUUACAUGAACACCAAGAUUAAUUAAGGCUAAAUUUAUAACACCUAAAAAUAUUUAUUUAAAAUUUGGUAAUUUAUAAUUUAAAAAAAAAUCAUUCUUCAUCCCAUACGUGUAAUACUUUUCAAACAUUGUUGAAAGUUAACUUUGUACGGAGCUAGCUUCAGCAUUAUUCUUGCUUUAAUUUAGUGUGCAUUGUCGUUCUACAGUUUUGUGAAUUAAAAUCGUACAUGUGCAGGUGGUUAUUAUUUAACCUCGAUAAAAACUUGUAUGACCAUAAAUCAUAAUGUGGCCGGUUUUUACAUGGUCAUUCUAGGGAAUGAUUAAAGUUCAAAAUUAGAACUUUUAUUAUUGUUGAUACUGGUGGUGUUGUGAUCUGGUAUAUGAUUUUUUUUACUUAGUGUUUACUGUAUUUCUAGUGAUUUUUUUGUCCUUGUAAUAGUAAGAAAAG
Molecule: messenger RNA, 2737 nt
Organism: Limulus polyphemus (Atlantic horseshoe crab)
Lineage: Eukaryota; Metazoa; Arthropoda; Merostomata; Xiphosura; Limulidae
Product: protein TRC8 homolog
Exons: 3
Coding region: 405-2312 (635 amino acids)
Biological process (GO): ERAD pathway
Cellular component (GO): endoplasmic reticulum; endomembrane system
Molecular function (GO): ubiquitin protein ligase activity
Source: RefSeq, a predicted model, not a curated record